Molecule: messenger RNA, 7715 nt
Organism: Zootermopsis nevadensis
Lineage: Eukaryota; Metazoa; Arthropoda; Insecta; Blattodea; Termopsidae
Source: RefSeq, a predicted model, not a curated record
UCGCGCCGAUAUAUUAAAAUUAGCCAAUGAGAGUAACAUUUUAUGCAGCUUGUGAUAGCAAGAAAUAUACAAAAUGGCCAUCGGUUUGGUAGCAAGGUUGUGUGGGUGAUUUAAUUAAUUAAGUAUAUUUUGAGAGAAACAGUGUGCAUAACGAAAAUGUACUUUCCAGUUGGAUGGCCGAAAGUAUUAAAUAUCCCGCAGUUAGGAAAAUGUUCAAUUCGUCAAGUGGUCUGUAAUAGGGAUAAGAUUUUGUUUGCUAUACUGACAGACGAUUGUUUGUCAGUUUGGUUUUGCAAGCCAUGUGUUCCUAUAGUUAUCCAUCGCCGAUCUUGUGAAUCAGUAGAAGAUAUUGGAAUGAAUGAACUUGUGGAAUGGCGUCCAGAUUCCAGCAUGCUUGUUGUUGCUACAUCAGGUGGUUACUUGUUGCUUUAUAAGCUCGGAGUAGUUGCUGAGCAGAAAGGUCUGUAUGUGCAAGUAGAUUCACCACAUCCAAAUUUACGUAGAGAUAGUGCUGAAUUAUUUAUCAAGGAAGUCAUUCCACCUCUUCAUCUGACAUUGGAUGAGGAAGUUGGGAUUGAAGGAGGAAUUACCAGUGUGGUCUGUAUUCGUGAUGAGCUGAUGCUGGCAACUACUCGAGGUCAUGUUCUGAGGUAUAGGUGGGAUGGCUCUCAAAACAGAGACUACUGUCUUGAUCUCAGAAGGGUGCCUUUCUGUAUUGACCAGCAAGUUUCCAAAGCAGUACCAAUUUUGGAAUGUAAUACAUAUGUUGUGGAUAUAGAAUACUCACCUCUGGUUGGUGGAUUUGCUGUUGUUCUGAAUGAUGGUCGGGCAGCUUUUCUUACAGCAGCUUCGUUAAGGUUUGACCCAAAUCAAGUUCAAGGUAUUUGGGCCCAGAAUAUAGAAGAUGCCACUUGCGCAAGUGUGAAUCAUAAAUAUCGUCUUAUAGCAUUUGGAAGGAAAAAUUCUCAGGCUGUGGUAUACUGUAUUGAUGAGAGUACGGGUGGACUUGAAGUGUCCCAUCAUAUUGUCCUGUCUAGUAAAGACUAUCCAGGGUCUCCUGGACAUGUUCAAGGCAUUAAGUGGACUCCUGAUGGCUGUGCAAUGGCUGUUUCAUGGGAACAAGGUGGUCUGUCUCUUUGGAGUACAUUUGGUGCACUUCUGUUGUGUACUCUUGGUUGGGAUUAUGGCCUUCAUGUAGAUCUGGCACGUUCUAAUCCCCUGCAUAUACAUAGUAUGGAAUGGUCAGCAGAGGGAUACCAGUUGUGGAUGGUGAAACGACAGCCUGAUCAUGAUCCUGGGGGAAAUGGCAGUUUGGAUUGUGUUAUACAACUAGACUUUGUCAAGAGUGCCCUCACUGUAAACCCCUGCAUGAGUCAUCAGAGCCAUUUGUAUCUUCAAGGUGAAGAUAGAUUGUUUGUAAAUCUAGGUGACAACUUAACCAAAGUCUACCAUGAACGCCCAAGGGACCAACUGUCAUCUCUGUAUGGAUCAAAUGAAAUGUUUCUGGAUGUAGGGAAUCUCAUUGUAACCAGUACUCUGACAGGAAGUAAACAGUGGACUGUGGUACCAAUUCCAUCAGCCUACUUGGGCACUAACUGGCCUAUUAGAUACACUGCCAUUGACUCUGAGGGUCAGAAUUUAGCUGUAGCUGGAAGAACGGGAUUGGCACAUUAUUCAAUGGUGUCUCGUAAAUGGAAGUUGUUUGGAAAUGAGACUCAAGAAAAGGACUUUGUUGUGACAGGUGGUUUGUUGUGGUGGCGAGACCAUGUUGUGAUGGGCUGUUAUAGCAUCUUGGAGAACAGGGAUGAGAUCCGGAUAUACCCGCGAGAUACCAGAUUGGAUAAUACUUUUGUAAAAGUUGUGCGGGUCUCGGCUCAAGUUCUUCUGCUGAACACGCUUUGUGAUAGGCUAAUCACUUUUUGUGCCAAUGGUCAAAUAUCAAUUUACAGUUUAUCUGUGAAGGAAAACCAUUCAUUAGGUGGUGUUGAGAUGGGAAUCCUGCAGAGUGUGGACAUCAGUGCACUGUGUGUUCAUCCUGCUUGUGUUGUGUCUGUGACGUUAACAACUCUUCGUACAGAAACUGGUCGCCACACAACGAAGGAGGUUGAAAGUAUAAUGCUUAAUGUGAGUGGCAGAUUGCUGAUGGUUCAGCGUGAGCAGAACUGUAAGCAAGGAGAUGACAACAGUGAUGGCAGCCUGUCAUACAUCUGUGCUCCUCCCACUGUCCUGGCAUCACGUGUGGAGAAUGUGUGGGUUCCUCGCAAGUCUCGGCGUGAGAAACCUCAUUUAACUGAAGCUUUAUGGCUGUUCUGUGGUGCUCAUGGGAUGAUGGUGUGGCUACCAUUAUUUCCUAGAGAUGGAGACAAAUCUCAUUCUUUCAUGUCCAAGAGGAUAAUGUUGCCUUUCCAUCUCAGGAUAUAUCCACUGGCUAUUUUAUUUGAAGAUGCUAUUCUCUUGGGUGCUGAAAAUGACACAAUGCUGUAUACUUCAGAUUCAAAUUCACCUUUCUCUCUGCCGUUCUGUGUUCUGGAGCGAACAAGUCAAGUAUACCUCCAUCAGAUACUGCGUCAGCUGAUACGUCGAAAUUUGGGCUUCCAUGCGUGGGAGAUUGCCCGAAGUUGUACAAGUCUUCCUUACUUUCCCCAUUCCCUGGAACUGCUGCUUCACGAGGUGUUGGAAGAAGAAGCCACCAGUAAAGAGCCAAUUCCUGAUGCAUUGCUACCAAGUGUGAUUGAGUUCAUACAGGAGUUUCCAGUUUACCUACAAACAGUUGUACAGUGUGCACGGAAGACUGAGAUUGCUCUGUGGCCUUAUUUAUUCUCAGCUGCAGGCAAACCCAAAGAUCUGUUUCAGGAGUGUCUGGCAAGAAAGCAGCUUGAUACAGCAGCAUCUUACCUCAUUAUCCUCCAGAACUUAGAACCUUCUUCAAUAAGCAGGCAGUAUGCAACACUGCUGCUGGAUGCAGCUUUGGAUCAGUGUAAAUGGGAACUAUCUAAAGAUCUUGUACGAUUUCUCAGAGCAAUCGAUCCAAAUGAUGUUGAAUCGCCUCGUGCCUCUUUUAUUCUGCCGUCCAAGUAUGGAGUGAAUCCACAGACUCCUCCUGUUAGUCCUAAUGAGGAGGACCUUUCUCUUGUUCUUGGUACAAUGCAGGUAUCUCGGGGCCGUAGUUACAGCACUACAACUUCCCCUAAAGUUCAGCAGAUUGAGUCAGGAACUCCAUCAGUGACAGGACAUCAUAGGGAAAUGCUACGUUCCAGUAGCAGCAGUGGGGAGUGCAGCAGGUCUGUUCCCAUGAGACGCAAGAAAUCUGUUCCUACAGGAUGGGGAGAUACCAGGUAUGGCAUCAGUGUAAUAGAGUUCUUCAUAGAUGUUAUUUUGCAACGCCAUGCCCGCCGCCUUUUAUCAGCACAUCGUUUGACUGAUCUUGGCUACUUUGCCGCACAGCUGGAUUUCCACCUUGUGGCAUGGCUUGGCAGAGAAAGGGAUCGAGCAGCUAGAGUGGAUGACUUUGUUGCAGCUCUCAAACAACUACAUUUAGAUUUUGUGUGGCCAUAUCCAGAGCUUUGCCAGCCUGUAUCGUAUUACUUACAGUGGAACAGUUCAACUUCAGAUUCAUCUCCUACCCUUGACGAUCGUAUGAAAUCCCUUACAGUCGACGUGGUAAGCCCAGGUGCUAAUGGAGGAAGCAGGGUAGGUGACAGUGGCUACAUGAGCUGUGCAGGUGGUCAACAUGAUGCAUUUCUUUCUACUGCUAUCCCAGGCCCAGCUAAUACUACACCAGCAGUGGCAGGGUCAUCACAUUAUACAACUUGUAUAUUGAUGCCCAGUGAAUACCGUAGUAGCUCUGUUAUUGAAGCUCAACUCGUGCCUCAUCUUUUGCAAGCAGAUGAGAGCAGUAUGAUGAGUGAGGAGAGUUCAUUCUGGGGAGAUGAUCGAGAGCAGUACAUGUCUGAUGCAAGUGAAAAUACUAGAUGGAGUGAUGUCCCAAGUACAUUGGUCCUUGAACAGUUAUCACAAGAAUUAGCUAACAGAGGUUCACCAGAGUCUGAAGUGAAACUCAGGUAUCUCCUGCAGUUGUUUAUGGAGGCAAGCUGCUUAGAGUGGGCAUUGUUGAUCUCAGUGCUGCUACGGGAUGCCAUGGCAGUUCUCCGUACUACAAAUGCUGCUCGCUCACCAGAUCAUUCCAUAGAGGCCAUUCUGCAUCUCAAGGAGGGUCUGGUGGCAUUGUGUCAUUGGAGUGGCACUGAAUGCCUUGGAUACAAACCAUUCAUGGUAGCCAUUCAGAAUCAGAUAGCAGUACUAAGCAAGUUGCUGUGCAGCAAAGAACAGCAGCAGCAACAGAAUACAUCAUCUUCACCAAGGUUGUCUCAAUCUCGAAGGACCAGUUCUAAUCGGGAUGGAGGAAAUCAAUCAAACAGUGGACAGAUGGCUUCAGGAUCUAAUAAUUUGUCAGCAGUUGAGCUUGAUGGGAGGAUAGCUGAGGGAAGUACAUGUCAGGACAGACCAAGCAGUGGAUCAAGGAAUGCUGAUGAAAAAUCAUCCAAGUCUGACACUCUCUUUGAGAAUAGUUUGAGUAAUAUUGGAAGUGACAGGAUCAUUGAGAGAAACAGUGCAGAUGAAGUGAGGGACCAGAUGGUUAUGGAAGCAGCAAAAGAGCAAGCAAUGGAAAGUUCAGGUUGUACAGUAUCAUAGUAGGAUACUGAUCUUUGAAAGCUACCAUUAUCAUAAUCAUCGUCUAUCUGGGUGAAUCCUAAAACUGCAUUCCAAAUGGUUGGUCAGACAUGCAGUCAAAGGUAAUAAUGUGAUAUGAUAAAAAUGUGUGAAUAAGAAGAGAAAUACUGAAGAGUGUUUCUUAAAAUCAGUGAAGUUCAAAGAAAAUAAAUAUAAUCCCCAAACCCUUCAAGUAGGCCUAACUGACCAUUUGGUGAUGGUUCAGAACUGUAGUACAAUGGUAUUUUAUUUGUAUAAUUUUUCAUGUUCAUAGUACAGCCUAAAGAUUAACAACGAAGUUUAAUAUAUAGUAUUGUUUUUUUGUAAAUAUUGAAUAACGUUUAAAAAAGAGGACAUUGAAGCAUCAUCUACAAAUUGUUAAUUUAUUACUGUUGAUGAACAUAGGAAAGUUCCUUGUUUGGUACUUCAGUUGCAUUGACAUUUAAAAUAAUUAUUCAGUAUAUAUCAUAUUGAUUCCAUCAUUAAAAAUAAUUUGUAAAUGGAAUAAAAACAAAUUCUGUCACCUAGUGACUACUGAAUUAUUAAAUUACAGAUUUUAUCAGAUGUGUAAAUUAAGCAAGUACCCAGUAGUGUUGUGCUUCCAUUGUGGCUGAUACCAUACUGUAUUUCUACAUGAAAUGUGUUUUCACUGAACGUGAUGAAUCAGCCAUAUUUCAAGCUGUAAUUAGAGGAUAAAAAAUUAGAACCAUAGUAUUAGGAAACAAAAGAAAGGUUAGAGAGGAAUGUUGUGGAAAUAAGGCACAAGACAUGAAAUAAUGGCAUUUUAUUGUAUUCACUCACAAAACUCUCUGACAGCCCAUAAUGAAAAUAUGUUUACCCUACUUUUGUCUUAUAUGCCUGACUUAUUUUAAGUGAAUGGGGACAGCUAUUCUUGAUCUUCAUUUUUCUUGAAAUGCUCCAACAAAUCAUAAAACUUAAUGGUUGAACACAGACUUUAGUUGUGAAAGAUACAAAUUCUGUAAAUGCAGAGCUGAGAAUAUGAGUCAGUAAAAGACCUGCAACUUUCCACACACAUGGAUGGGCAAAUUUACAUACAGUAAUAGGCAGCAGGUAAAACAUGACUUUGUUUACAGAUUAUAUUUAGGGUCUGUAAGCAUAGUUUUACUCAUCUGGGCUUCUGUUACUCUGACUUUAUUUAACAUAUGACUGAACUUGUUAGGUCAAGUAGUAAUUAUUCUUAUAUUAUAUUGUAUGUUUAUUAAAUGAUGUAGGUAUCCAUAGCGAAGCUAAUACUGCAUUUAGUAAAGCUGUUUCAAGCCACUAGUUGCAGUCGGAGGUUAAUGAUUAAUUUAAAGUAAGGACAUGUCCAUUUUAGUUGGAGAAAGAACCAAUGCUCAAUAUUGAAUUUGAUACCAAGCUGCUGGUCAUUUUUAUGUAUGCUACAUUAAUUGCUCAGUUCAUGCUUUCCAUAUUGAUAUGACUAGAAGAGAAAUGAGUAAUACAGCUAAGAAUUUGUAAAACCUACUAAUUUAAACAUUUGCUCUUAAACUUGGUGGUCAUGUUGCAAACCAUGUACUUGUUAGUAAUGGUAUACUCUGUGUUGUGAUUAUGACAUUUUCUAUUGUCUUCCCUGGUACUAUUCUUAGGUAUCACAUGUUUUCAGAGUAUUCUAAGGGACUAUUAACAUAAAGAUACUUUAUUCGAAUAAACUUUGUGAUUUUGAUACAGGAUUUAGAAUGAUGUGAGGAACCAAUUUUAUUAGAUUUUGAAUAUGAGCACUGAUGAUGGAAAGGAAACAGGGACAAUAGUGAUGAUAAGAAAGAACCAAAUAUUAAAACUGUAUGUUUGGAAUUUUAGAGCCCUCCAUCAUUAUUAUAGCAGCACUUAGGUAAAAGUUGAAGUUACCCCUGUGCCUUAAGCACCAUGUGAUUAUGGCAUGCAGGGGCUGUGGAGGUAAAGCUCCAUGUAUUCUCAGCCCUUAAAACUAGAUAGAGGUGGGAGGUUAGUCUAACAUUCUGGCUGCUUUUAUCAACAAUACCCAUUUGAUAGAAAUUUGGGUAGAGAAAGAUCUAGUCCUGUCAUCUGUAAUAUUCAGUGCAUUUUGUGGACAGCUGGAAGGUGCAGUGUGAUGUUGCUAAAGGCAUUGAGCCCACAUGAGUAAAUUUUUUAACCAAUGUUGUAAUAACACAAAACACUGUACAUUCUUCCUGUAGUUGCCAGUGCCCCAUUUUGAUAUACUUUGUUAAAGCAUACCUUCUUUGCUCUUCGUGGAAAUGAGAUUUCUUUUAUACUACAACAUGUUGCAGUAGACUGCACUUCUAUUUUUUUAACAUUAUUUAUUAGCACAUGGAUAAUUUUGACAGGUUAUUUUAUUAAAAGAAGUUGUACACUCACAGAGUACUUUACAUCUAAAACAGGGUCUGUUAUUGCCCAUACUAGUUGAAAUGUGUGUUGUGUGUUUGUAUGAGUAUGGACUACUUGCUUAUUUGAAGAGGUUACUAUUUAGAAGGUGUAAUGAUGUUAAUUUAAUAUUGCAUGGAAAAGUUGUCUGCUAAUUUGUUACAUGAAUAAGGUGUUCACUAAGCAGCUUCAUUGUGGGUAUUACUGAAUUGAUUGAAACAUCAAAUACUAUACUGUUUUAUAUUUGCUAUUUUUCACAGCAAAAAAAGAAAAGAAAAUGCUGAGAACAUAUCUGACUAUCUUGUUGUUAUUUAAAAUAUUUAAGAUGACUGCUAGAUGGUACUUUGUAUGGCAUGAAGUAAUGGUAUAGUAGCUGUCCACAGCUCAUUGCUCAUAAAAUGAAAUUAUCUUUACUAUUAAAUCUGAGUGUUUAAUAAAUGAAGUCUUGUUGUAUACAGUCUUCACAUGUGUAAAAUGUUAAUAUUAUGUGAUUAAGACUAUCUGAAAAUGCAUAGGAUUACUUAUCAGCAAAAAGGUGUUACAAAAAUGCAAGGCAGUGCUCACUUUUAAUGUACAGUAAACUUGAAUAACCUUGCUAAUGUUAUAUUUUUAUGUAGAUAACAAUAAAGUUAUUUUUACAAAUA